AUGUCGCACUGCCGGCUCAAACAGACGGCAAGGCCUUCCGUCGAUCAGGGUACUGAAAGGAAGAGACCUCGCUGCUGGAAUAUUUGGAUCAUAUGUUUGAACAUCUUGAUCUUCCGUGCCUCAAUUUUAUUCCUCCUAUCACCACUCUCCAUCCGGUCCUGUCUCAGUCAUCUCAGUGAUCGGGACAAAUGGAAAUCGACCUCAUAUUAUGCGCCUAUACUAGAGAGAUUUGAUAUCCCGCGGGUCAUGCUAACGACCAACGGCUCGUUACAUGACUCCGAGACGCCCUCCAUUAUAAUGGAGCAGGAGAUGCUCGGGGUCUUUCCGAUCCUGAUCUCAGCGGAAGAAGUCCGCAAGCUAGGCAAAGACCCGGUAAUAGCAGCCCGAGUCCCCGAUGAGUUCGGCGUUGGGUCAGAUGCAUGCCUUGCCCAAACAGAAGUGUUCCAUCUCCUCCACUGUCUUGAUAUACUGCGCGAGGCGAUCUCCUACGAGCACUACUAUUACCCAGAGUUUGGGAACAACCCAGAUGCCCAGCACACGGCCCAUAUCACUCAUUGUAUUGACAUCCUAGCCCAAUUUAUCAAAUGCCAGGGCUCUGUCGACGUGAUUCUGUUUGACUGGGUUGGAGGCUGGACCCAACCCUUCCCAGACUUGAUGAACAAACAUGUAUGCCGUGGCUUUGAGGCGCUCCUGGCAUUUGCUAUGAAAGGGCCACCUGAUGGCUAUCCAGUGCAGCCGGAUCCUUCAAUAGUGCCAUACGUUUCUACAACUGUUCCCAGAUGUUGA
This is a messenger RNA of Aspergillus pseudonomiae, 786 nucleotides long. RefSeq names its product oxidase ustYa family protein. Bases 1 to 786 code for a protein of 261 amino acids. NCBI's taxonomy places the organism in Eukaryota, Fungi, Ascomycota, Eurotiomycetes, Eurotiales, Aspergillaceae. The transcript has 5 exons. The record is from RefSeq and is a predicted model, not a curated record. Gene Ontology annotation, biological process: mycotoxin biosynthetic process.